GCGGCGGGGCCGCCCGGCCCGCUUCCCUCCCCAAACCGGCCCAAUGCCCUUCUUUCCUCGCGGGGACCACGCCCCCGAGGCUGCCCCAUGGGCCACAAACAGCCCAGGCGUCUGCCAGCCACCUUCCUGUAGCGACGACGACGGCCGGGCGGGUGCUGCUCCCCAUUUCCUGGGAGGGAAGGCUCUCUUGGAAGAGCUGGAAAGGUGCCCGACUCCUGCCAUGCUGACGCUGCUCUGUGCUUACCUGCUCCUGGCGCCUGGCGCCUCCGACGCCUUGACCCACGUGGACCUGGAGCGGCCCGGCUCCCACAUGGAGGAGCAGAUCCGGGACAUGCAGGCCAAAGUGACGGAGAUCUGGCAGGAGUUGACGCAGCAGCGGGCGGCGGGCGGCCAGGCCGCGCUCCACGCCACCUGCUCGAUGCAGCCUUCGAUCUUGCUGGACGCGACGCAGCCCCAGGUGAGCGGCCUCGUGCUCUUCCGGCAGCUCCGGCCCGGCGCCCUGCUCGACGCCUACUUCCACCUGGAGGGCUUCCCGGCCGAGCCCAACAGCACCAGCCGCGCCAUCCACGUGCACCAGUUCGGGGACCUGAGCCAGGGCUGCGACUCCACAGGGCCGCACUACAACCCGCUGGAGGUGCCACAUCCGCAGCACCCGGGAGACUUCGGCAACUUCGCCGUGCGCGACGGCCAGAUCUGGAAGUACCGCUCCGGCCUGGGCGCCUCGCUCUUCGGCCCGCACUCGAUCGCGGGCCGCGCGGUGGUGGUCCACGCGGGCGAGGACGACCUGGGCCGCGGCGGCAACCAGGCCAGCCUGGAGAACGGCAACGCCGGCCGCCGCCUGGCCUGCUGCGUGGUGGCCCUGUGCGGCCCCGGGCCCUGGGCGCACCAGGCGCAGGAGCACGCCGAGCACAGGAAGCGGCGGCGCGCAAGCGAGUGCAAGGCCAGCUGAGCGCCCCGCCCUGGUGGCCCGAGAGAGCUCCCUCCACGCCCGGACCCCUUCCACAAGCCCUGGGAUCCCCUCCAGCCCCUGAACCCCGUCCAAAUGCCCAAGAUGCCCUCUGUGUGACCCCAACUCCCCUCUACACACCCCAGGGUCCCCGUGCUCCUUGACACCCCUUCAAGAACCCGGGACGCCUCUACACCGUGACACCUCUCCAAGUGCCCGAGAUCCCCUUCAUGUGAUCCCAGUCCCCCGCCACUCCCCCCGCCCCCGAUUUUUCUCCGCCUGCUCCCAGACACACUCUCCGCUUCUGCCGGCUGAGAGCUCCUGGAAAAUCCUCACCACCCUGAGUCUCUAGCCCUGCCCACUGAGGCAUCCUCUUUCAUCCUGAGGGCACCGUGUGCUCUGAGGACCCCUGGGAGAUACUGAAAUACCCCCAUUUACCCUGAAGGUCUUCCAGAAUCUCAGAGGUCCCCUUCAACCCUGACACCCCCCAUCCUCACCGCCCCCAGCCCCGAGAUCCCUCCAUGUCCUAAACACCUCGCUACCCCCUCCCUCUUUAGGUUCCUCCUAGGCACCCUGAGACCCUGCCUGAGUUUGCCCAGCACCCUCCACCCCCAAGCAUUUGCACCUGCACUCAGGCGCCCCUGGCCGGUGUGUCUCCAGCUGCCCCACCCCCACCCCGGCUGCUCCCUUGGGGGCUGUUUGGCAAUGUUUUGUUGCACAUUAAAAACUCAGCAAUUCAGUACUGCA
Phacochoerus africanus (Common warthog) is the source of this 1693-nucleotide messenger RNA. RefSeq names its product superoxide dismutase 3 (gene SOD3). The record is from RefSeq and is a predicted model, not a curated record. Gene Ontology annotation, biological process: removal of superoxide radicals. The coding region runs from base 44 to 949 and encodes 301 amino acids. Gene Ontology annotation, molecular function: superoxide dismutase activity; copper ion binding. The transcript has 2 exons. NCBI's taxonomy places the organism in Eukaryota, Metazoa, Chordata, Mammalia, Artiodactyla, Suidae.